Molecule: messenger RNA, 2079 nt
Organism: Harmonia axyridis
Lineage: Eukaryota; Metazoa; Arthropoda; Insecta; Coleoptera; Coccinellidae
Product: 3'-5' ssDNA/RNA exonuclease TatD
Exons: 6
Coding region: 120-1043 (307 amino acids)
Cellular component (GO): cytosol
Molecular function (GO): single-stranded DNA 3'-5' DNA exonuclease activity
Source: RefSeq, a predicted model, not a curated record
AUCAUUAUUCUAUGGAUCACUGUGCUGAGGAAAAAUAAAAAGUUAAUUUAUUUUUGUUGAUUUAUCAUCUUCACCCAGUCAUCAAUUACAUCUAAUUCGGUUCAUAUGUGAAGUGGAACAUGGAAACUACCGUAAAAGAUGAAAACUCCAAUAGCUGCAAUAAUAUGGAAAAGUGCUAUGAAAAUUAUAUUUUGAUAGAUAUUGGGGCGAAUUUAACUAAUAAGAAAUACUCUCGAGAUUUGGAUGCUGUUAUACAAAGGGCAAAAGAUUCAGGAGUUCAAAAAAUAAUGGUUACUGGUACAUCAGUGAAAGCAAGUAAGGAGGCUUUAAGAUUAACAAGAAUAUAUCCUGAAACACUGUAUUCAACUGCAGGUAUCCAUCCUCAUGAUGCCAAAUCAUUUGAUGAAGAUGAAUGGCUGGAUUUGAAAAACAUUGCUUCUAGUCCAGAAUGUGUAGCUAUAGGAGAAUGUGGUCUAGAUUUUAACAGAAAUUUUUCAGAGCCAGAAGUACAAAAAGAGGUUUUUAGAAAACAUGUCGAAUUAGCAAUAGAGCUGAACAAACCACUAUUUGUCCAUGAAAGAGAUGCUUAUGAUGAUUUACAUAAGAUAUUAGAUGAAUAUUCUGGAAAACUGCCACCAGUCGUGAUACAUUGUUUUACUGGAACUGAUCAACAAGCACUAGGAUAUCUGAGUAAAGAUUUUUACAUAGGAUUAACAGGAUACCUUUGUAAAGAUAAAUCAGACAGUGGUGUGAGAAAAUUACUUUCAGAAGGUGGCAUUCCUUUGGAUAGAUUAUUGGUGGAAACUGAUGCUCCUUUUAUGUAUCCGAAUAUACGGGCUUCAAAAUUACCGGCACAAGUAAAAGACAGUCUGACAGAAAGGUCAUCAACAUUUCUGAACCGAUAUUGUACAUUUCAAAGGAAUGAACCUUGCUCCUUGCCAGUUAUUGUGGAAAUGAUAGCAGCUUUUAUGAAAAAACGACCAGAAGAUGUAGCUUUGUCUACAUCAUUUAACGCACUUAAACUAUUUGGUUUAUCUCAAUAACAAAAAUUCCCCAUUUCAAAAUAAAUAAUAGGGAAUUUUUGAUGAUCUUCAUAUUUAAUUAUGGGUUGGAUUUUUAUUUGAAUCGGUUAUCUUCUCUGAUUCCUAAAAGUUAUAUCAGAUUCCUCAAAUCUUGUGAAAUACUUUCCAAAAAACUUGCCUCUUGCCUUACUUGUGUAAUAUGACAAUAUAUUUUUGUAAAAAUAUAAAGUAUUUAUAGAUAGCUAUUUCAGGAAUAUAUUUAAACAAAGGUGCUGAAUUGUUGCUACAUAGUAUCAGAAUUUUUUUUUUGAGGUCAUGUAAGCCAUUUAUGUGAUCAAUUUUUUUUUUAUAUUACAUACAUGUUCUUUAACUUUUGAUAGAUUAUAUAUGAUAAUUCAUCAAACAUCAUAUCAAUUAAACGAUUCUUCCAAAGAAUAGUAAUUCAAAUGUUGAAAAAUAAAAUUUCUUUAUUUUGUUUUCCAAAGUAUUCGAAAUUCUGAUGCAAUGUAACCUAAUUUUUAUACAUAUAUAUAUUUAUAUAUACAGGGUUUUUUUGAUUUGUACAUGUAUUUCAAUUCUAUAUUCCCAAAGGCAUCUAUUCUGCACAUCAUUUUCGCCGAUUUGUAUUGGUUAAAAUUAUAUAUGUUGUUGUUUCAAUUUAUUUAAAUUCAAGAUAUAUUGCCUAAUUGUUUAAUUAGGCAAGAUAUUGAAAAAUAUAAUAUGUGCAAAUCAAAUACUCUUUGGAUAUACUGUUAAUGCUCAAUUUGAAAACGAAAAUUUAUUUCAAUAUUCUUGUUAUUAUAGAUUCUAACUGAAUAUCUAAAAUCAUAGUUGCAAUACGCUUAACCUUUUCAAGAUUUUAUUUUGACUGAUUUUUAUGCCGCUUUCUUAGCAAAUUUGUUCCUAUAUUAUUCACAUGUUAAUCUAUAGUGAAAUAUAUAAUUAUUUGAAUUCUAUUUAUUGUCCAAGCAAAUCUUAUUCUUCUCAAGGAUUGUAAAAAAAGUUAAAUUAAAAUUAAUUGCCUUGUCUUCUGGAAAUAAAUAUAUUUGAGAUUUUU